This is a messenger RNA of Symbiodinium necroappetens, 756 nucleotides long. The record is from the annotation of a GenBank genome assembly. NCBI's taxonomy places the organism in Eukaryota, Dinophyceae, Suessiales, Symbiodiniaceae.
GUCAUGCUUUCAGAUCAUGGGGAUCAUGCGCUGGAGAAUCGUCAGUGGCAGAAGAGCUCGAUGUUGGAGGGCUCUGUGCGCGUUCCCUUCAUUCUGGCCGGUCCGGGAGUUCGGCCGAGGAGGAUCCACCAGGUGGCUUCCCUCCACGACAUUUAUCCCACGAUUCUAGACAUUGCUGGCAUUCCGCCCAGGGAGAAGCAUCUCAUUGGCGAGUCCCUGCUGCCAGCAGCGCAGGGCCACGGCAGGAAAAAGUUUCAUGUGGUCGCCGAGUACCAUGACUCCUACUCCAGGACUGGGAUGUAUAUGGUACGGCAGGGGGAUCUCAAGUACAUCUAUCACGCUCCGCUGCUCAGCGGUGAGCAGUGGCCACCACAGCUCUUCAACCUGUCGGUUGACCCCUGGGAGCGGGCCAACAUAGCCAAAGACCACCCGAAGAUGGUGCAGCACCUCCAAGGGAUCCUCCGAAGUGAAAUCGAUAUCAACGCUGCCGAUGCCGCGAAGAAGGCCUACGACAAGGACAUGUUUUUGAAGUAUGUCUACUCCAAGAAGUCUGGCCCUGCAGGGUGCUUUGCUGCGAUGGAGUUGGCCCAUCCCGGCUUCGACGCCUACGAUGCACACACAGUUGAGCAGUGGCUAGGACAGCGCUGCUGCCAAGUGAAGCCAGGCAGGCGCCAGCGAGGCGCCAAGUACCACACCCUGGAGUGCCCGAACGGGGAGAGCCCCAGUGCGGCAAGCGAAGCGGGCGACACAGUCUAG